CCGGACGGGCGUUUUGUGUCGAUUGCAUCUGUUGCCGGUAACUCUAUUGCCGGUAGUUUUGUGCAAUCGGAAAAGCAGGUUUAAAAUUUCUAUUGCACUAUUAGAUAUUCACAUCUACUGCAUUGAACCCGUAUUUCCAUUUCUUAAUUAAAGAUACUUUGAUCAUCACCUUCAGAUCUGGAUUUCAACAGUUUCAAUUAUCCACCACUGUCCCAAUCUACAGGUAUGGCUCCUCACAAAGAAUCAGAUGUCAGCUCUAAAGGAGAAAAGAGUAUUUUUAGAAUUGCUCCUUACAAGUAUAUGCAUGUGUUAGACCAAACAACAAACAUUACCAGAGUUGAAAUUGGACCAAAGACUUAUAUUCGACAAGAAAAUGAGCGAGUUCUGCUUGGACCAGAUGAUAUGAUAAUUAUUCCUCCAUGUCAUUAUUGUACUAUUCGUAAUCCUGUUGUUAGAAAUGCAGAAAAUGCCUUGGUAUAUGAUAAAGUUGGCCAGAUAAAAUUGAAACAUGGAGAUUUGGAAGUGAGAUUAGAGCAAGAACCAUUUCCACUAUAUCCUGGAGAAAUUAUUGAUAUGCCAGUAACUCCUUUGACUGUUGUAUCAGCUAACAGUGCUUUAAGGUUAACCGCAAUUCGAGAUUUUGAAGAUGGAGAUAUCAAUAGAACUGCUGGAGAUGAAUGGUUAUUUGAAGGCCCAGCCACCUUUAUUCCUCGUAAAGAAGUUGAGGUUUUAGAAACUAUUUUUGCUACUGUGAUUAAUCCUAAUCAAGCCCUUAGAUUGCGUGCAAAAGCUGAAACCAAAGACAGAGAUGGUAAAGAAAGAGUAACUGGAGAAGAGUGGAUAGUCAAGAAAACUGGAGCUUAUUUGCCUGGAGCUUAUGAAGAAAUAGUUGAUGUUGUCAAUGCCCAUGUUUUAACUGAAAAAGAAGCUGUUCAUGUUAAAGCAAAGAAAACAUUUGUUGAUGAAUUUGGCAAGACAAGAAAAAAUGGAGAAGAAUGGCUAAUAACCUUAAAUGAUACUGAAACUUACAUUCCAGGGGUUUAUGAAGAUGUUUUAGGAAUCAUAAAAAUUACAACCCUUUCAAAUCGUCAGUAUUGUGUUAUUCUGGAUCCUGUGGGAGAAGAUGGCAAACCUCAGCUUGGAAGGAAGAAGUUAAUCAAGGGUGAGAAAUCAUUUUUCUUGCAACCUGGUGAAAAGCUAGAAGCAGGAAUCCAAGAUGUAUAUGUUUUAAGUGAAACUGAAGGUCUCAUUUUAAAAGCAAGAGAGCAAUUCCAAGAUACUAGUGAAACACCUCCAGUUACUCGCAAUCCUGGAGAUCGCUGGAUGAUCAAAGGGCCUACUGAAUACAUUCCACCUACUGAAGUAGAAAUAAUUAUUAAACGAUAUGCUAUUGCUUUAGAUGAUAAUGAAGGGAUAUAUGUGAGAAAUAUUAAGUCUGGUCAUAUACGGCUUAUAUCUGGUUCAACAUACAUGCUUAAUCAGGAUGAAGAAUUGUGGGUUAAGGAGCUUCCACAACAAGUAGAAGAGCUUUUAAAUCAGGGGCAUGACCCUUUAAGUGAUCGAGGCUCUUGGAGAAUGGCAAGAGGUGUUGCUGCUGCACAAGUAAAGCAGAAAACUAGGUCAGAAGAAGAUGGUGCUAAGGCAAUUACUCUGAGAGUUCCUCAUAAUGCUGCUGUGCAGAUAUAUGAUUAUAAGCAAAAGAGAUCUAGAGUUAUAUUCGGUCCUGACCUUGUAAUGCUAGCUCCUGAUGAACAAUUCACUCAACUAAGCUUAUCUGGGGAUAAACCAAAGAGACCCAAUGUUAUCAAAACUCUUUGCUUGCUUCUGGGACCUGAUUUUUGUACAGAUAUCAUAACAGUUGAGACUGCAGACCAUGCUCGACUUUCCCUGCAGUUGUCCUAUAAUUGGUACUUUGAUGUUGGUGACAAAAGCCCUGAGGCAGCUGCUAAAUUAUUCAGUGUCCCUGAUUUCAUUGGAGAUCUGUGUAAAGCAGUAGCUUCCAGAAUUCGUGGUACUGUAGCUGGAACAAAUUUUGAUGAUUUUCAUAAGAACUCUGCAAAAAUUAUCCGCACAGCAGUUUUUGGUCUAGAUGAAAACAAGAAGGUUAGAAAAACCUUCAAUUUCCCACAAAAUAAUUUAAACAUCACCAGUGUUGAUAUUCAGAGUGUUGAGCCAGUGGAUCAGCGUACUAGAGAUUCAUUGCAGAAGUCAGUUCAGCUUGCAAUAGAGAUCACCACUCAAAGUCAGGAAGCUACUGCUAGACAUGAAGCUGAAAGGAGGGAACAGGAAGCUCGUGGACGACUGGAGCGCCAGAAAAUAUCUGAUGAAGUUGAAGCAGAGAAAGAAAGAAAGAGUUUGCUUGAGUUGAAAGUGAGUAGUAUGGCAAUAGAGAACUGUGGCCAAGCUAAAGCAGAAGCAUUAAGUCGGGCUGAGGCCCAAAGAAUUGAAGCUGAAGCUGCUGUUGAACAAGCAAGGUCUAAAGCAGAAGCUAUGAAGAUUGAAGCUGAAACUGAGUUGGAACGUCUUCACAAAGCUAGAAACGAGGAAUUGCGCUAUUUUAAAGAACAAAAUGCUUUGGAGGUUGAAAAAUUGAAACAAGUUGCUGAAAUUGAAGUCAGUAAAUUUAAGAACCUUGUAGAGAGUCUUGGUAGAGAAACCAUUCAAUCUGUGGCUUCUGCUGGGCAGGAGUUCCAGGUUAAACUUCUCCAAGGUCUUGGAAUUCAAUCUGCAUUGAUCACUGAUGGCAAUACCCCUAUUAAUCUUUUCAACACUGCACAAGGCUUUCUUGGUGGUGCAUUGAUGCCACCUUCUAAGAGACAGAGAAAGGAUAGUGAUGAAUCAUAAGAAGUCCCUUUUUGAAAGCAAAGAUGAUUCUCAUAAUUUUCUUUAUGCAUAUUGCACCCUAUUUUAUAACAAUAAGCAUGGUUGAGGCUUGUCUCAUCUGCGCAAGAAUUAAUUUUUGAUUAGAAGCUUUAAAUGUUUUAUAAUAUUCCUUGUGAUUAUUAUGUGUUAGUGCAUUUCAGUAUUCACAAGGUUUUUCAAAAUCAGUAUUAAUUGAAUGAAAGAGUUUGUUCAAUGUAAAUGAAGGUGCAAUUAAUUUGAAUCUUAAGUUGACUAUCUUAAACAGAUAUUGAAAAAUCUCACGUUUUGUUCAGAGUACUUUUAUUUUGAAAUAAGCUGCUUUUUGUUUUACUGGCUGCAAUCUUAACAGCAUCUGGCAAGGUAUCUAAAUAAAGCCACAGUGUUCUUUUUAAAAAAUUAUUUAUAAAAAAUUUUUAGUUUUGGCUGCAUCAUAUAUAUAUAUAUAAUAUUCUUAAUAUGUGUAUGAAUACAAUCAAAAGAAAGGAGAAACUGGAUUUUCUCCUUAAAGUUCAUCUUGUUAACAUAUAUUGUCUUAAAUAAGCUUAAUUACGUUUGGUGCUUGAAAUCAUCGUUCCUAAUUUUAAUUAUUAAUUUUUUCGUAUUGAAGCUUAUAAAGCUUUUUCUUAUCUAAUCAUGUAAACAGGUACAUCUUAAAGUUUGUUGAUUUUCAUGCAUUUUUUAUUUUUGUUAUUCCUAGAUUUUUUAAAAAUAACUUUAUAGUAUUUGUAUAGUGCCUUUUAUAAAUUCUUGGAAAGUGCCAGAUAAAGUUAUUGUCAGGAACAUUGUGAUGUACUUAUUGAUAUACAGUAGAAAGAGCUUCUUAAACAUUUGCCAUUUAAGAUCUCCAAAUAUGUAAACAGUUUGGUAAUUAACAUUUACUUUUAAAAAUGUUCCAUGAAAUAAGUCCACUUAUAGCUUUCUGAAUUAUGUAUCCUUGCUUAAAUAAUUUGACUAAAGUUUAAAAAAUAUCAAAGAAUUUAAUAUUUCAUUCCAGAUUAGCAAUCAUAGUUUAAGAAGUUCUAAUUUAUGUAUAUAUACUGUUAACAAUAUUGUUGUGAUUUUAUCUUGAUAUUGGCUAUAUAAAUGCUAAUUAGGUAUUUGAAAUAUUUUUAUCUACUUAUUAAAACUAAUGAAUUUAUGCUGUUAUUGUAUACUGUUAUAAUUUGUUGUUUUUGCUUUGAUAUUUAGCUUUGUGAUAUUAAUUUUUAGAAGUGCCUUAUAUGUUUGGUUCCAAAGCAUAGCACGCCACAUUUGAAAUUCGUGCACUAGUCAGAAAAUAUAUUUGAAUUUAUUAUAAAUUUGUUACAAAUAUAUUAAAAAUAUUUAUGGAUCAAAAAUUACCUAUUACUUCACUUAUUCUUCCUAUUUUCUGAGUUUUGUUCACAUUCAUAACAAUUUGUGCAACAAUAUAUUGUCAUUAAAAACACUGGGGAAAUAGAGAAGGUUUUUUUUUUUUUUUUGUUAUAUUUUUAAUAUUUUUUUUUUCUGUGUUAUAGCCCAGUUAUAGCUAUAGUUUUUUAUUCUUAAAAUUUUCAACUGAAUAUUGGUGAAUAUUGCUAAAAAAUUUGUUAUCUGUUAACCAAUUAAAUACAACCAUUUAUGUGCUUUAUAUAUACAAAAAAAAAUUUCAAGAUUUUUUUAGAAAUGAAAUUUAUUUUUAGGUCAUAUUUUUUAUUCAUCUGUUACCAUCUUUUAUAUCAAAUGCUUCAGUUGAUAUAAUAUGAAUUUAUUGAUUUUGAAAAAUAUAUUUAUUACAUUUAUGAAUUCAUUCUAGAUACAAUUGGUUAAGUAGUGACAUAUUUUAUCUAAUCUUUAUACAGUAAUAAAUUAAUCUAUCUUUUAAUGAAAUAUCGAGC
Argiope bruennichi is the source of this 4718-nucleotide messenger RNA. RefSeq names its product major vault protein-like. Lineage: Eukaryota; Metazoa; Arthropoda; Arachnida; Araneae; Araneidae. The transcript is spliced from 15 exons. Bases 226 to 2844 code for a protein of 872 amino acids. The record is from RefSeq and is a predicted model, not a curated record. Gene Ontology annotation, cellular component: nucleus; cytoplasm.